AGCAGGAUUGCAGGAUUGGGGGUGGAUGUGGAUGGGGGCGGAGGUGGUGAGCGAUGGAGCAAAGCGCAAAGUAAGUCACCCAGCGGAGCGCAAAGCAAAUUGGACAUGCUGCCAAUCAUAUGAGAUCUGACAAGAGACGGAGAUGGCACAGCCAGACCAACCCACGCUCACACUGGUCACGUUGUUCUGCAUGUUCUACGUGAGUCGGGGCUGGAGCCCAGAGGUCCAGGGACGGGAGGGGGGGGUAGUGGAGCUGGACUGUAGCCUGCCGUCUGGCCCCAGCAGCCCCGGGUCAGCCUCCCCCCGGAUGGUGGAGUGGGUCCGGCGGGGGUACGACACCCCUGUUCUGAUGAGCUUUGGAGCGCACGCCUCUCGCGUGCACCCCGAGUAUGAAGGGCGAGUGAGCUUGGUUCGCAGCACCUCCCUGAGGGUGGCGCGGCUGAUGGUGGAGGACGAGGGGGCGUACGAGUGUCAACUCUUCCUCCUGGACCACGUCACCAACGUGUCCCGCAGCGGCAACUGGACGCAGCUCUCUGUCACCGCUCCGCCCACUUUUACCGCGACCCCGCCCUCCGUUGUGGAGGCUCUGGCCGGCAACCGGCUGUCCCUGUCGUGCGUUGCCAAGGGCAACCCUGUCCCGUCCAUCACCUGGCUGAAGGAUGGGGCGGGGCUCCGGGACCGGGCCGUGGAGAUCCAGGGGGGGACUCUGAUCCUGAGGGCCGUGACCCCGGAGCUCAGGGGCCAAUAUGGCUGCCGCGCCUCCAAUCCCGACGGAAACAUCACCCAUGUGACCACACUACAGGUCAAAGGUCCCCCGGUGAUCGUCAUCCCACCCAGGAGCGCCUCCCUCAACAUGUCCCAGAACGCAGAUCUUACAUGCAAGGCUAUCGCUGACCCCCCCAACAUGACCUACGUGUGGAGGAAAGGGCAGGAAAACGUCCAUCAUAUAGAGUCUCUUAAAUCCCGUGUGAAGAUUAUGGUGGAUGGAUCUCUGCACAUCUCCACACUCACCCCAGAGGAUUCUGGGAAGUACACCUGUAUGCCCACCAAUGGCCUGCUAGCCCCGCCCACCGCAUCAGCUGACCUCACAGUGAGGCAUCCGGCCCAGGCCCUGCCGAAGCCCAGGGAGACCUACCUGCCCACCGGGAUGAGAGGUCUGAUCACAUGUCCCUUCUUAGCCAAUCCCCCGCUGCUCCACGUGGACUGGACCAAAGACGGAGCUCCCCUGGACGUCACCCUGUACCCAGGGUGGACCAUGACCUCUGAGGGGUCGUUGUCCAUGGCGACCGUCAACGAGGACUCUGCGGGCGUGUACAGGUGUACGCCCGCCAACAGCUACGGGUCCAUGGGCCCCUCUGGGGCCACACGCGUCCUCCUGCAGGUGUGGACUCACUGGGAACGGGGAUGGGGGCAUAUUGUUCGCCUCAUAGCAUCACUGCCAAAUUUUAGGGUUCAUCUUACAUUUAGCUUCAAAAAUUGUCUUGAUGCUCGGACAGGAACCACGCCCCACGCCGCCACCUCUCUGUCUGUGGCCCCGGGGCCCCGGGUCGCUGACGUCUCCUGGGAGCCCGGCUACGACGGAGGAUCAGCACAGAUCUACUCAGUGUGGUUCAAGCAGGUCUCCCCUCUCAACGGCAGCCCCCGCCGGGACAACCUCAGCUCCGAGGAGCAGGGGACGAAGCGGCAGCACCAGGGUUGGUUCAACGUGUCGGUCCCCCCCGCCUCGGGGGCCCGCCACCAGGUGACCGGCCUGGCCCCCGCCACCCACUACCAGUUCAGCGUGCUGGCCCAGAACGCCGCCGGGGCCGGGCCCUUCAGCGAGCUGGUCGCCGUGCGCACCCUGGAUGCUCCGAUUCCAAGAAGGGCCACUUUGAGUCCCCCGGGGGCCCUGUCCGUCAACCGCACCUCCACGGGGGUCAUCCUGCAUUGGGCCCCGCCCCCAAGCAACCGUCCACCAAUCACAGCCCUGGUUCUGCAGUCUCGAGGCGCAAACGGCGAAUGGCUGACCCUGGAUCGGGACAUCAGCGCCGCCGCCAUCGAGUUCGCCGUCCCCGGCCUGCGAAAGGACAGUGUGUACGAGCUGCGGCUGCUGUCUCGGCGCGGGGAGGUGCUGAGUGAGCCCAGUCCAUCCGUCAACGUCUCCACCCUGGGCCUGGGGAGGGCCGCGGCGCCGUCCCAGCUCUCCGAGCUCGUCCCCCAGCCCCUGCUGGCCGGCGUCCUGGGCGGCGUGCUGUUCAUGGCGCUGGUCCUCUUCCUGCUGCUGGCCGCCACCUGCUUCGUCGCCCGACGGAGGGAUAGGCGGCGGCGGAAGCAGCAGAACAAAGACGAUCUCGUGCGCUCCAUCUAUAAACCCUCCUCCAUGCGGACGGCAGGCGGCGGCAGUCCAGACAGUGUGCUGAAGAAAAGCCUCCUCCACUCGCAUAAUCUCUACCCCGCCACCUCCUCCUCCACCUCCUCCUCCUCUUCGUCCUCCUCGUCCUCCUCUCAGUCCCACAGCGGUUACUUCAGCAAAGGCAGCCCGCCCCAUAGUCGGGGGCAGCACACGGAGCUGCUGCUGCCUGGCUCCCUCCACCCCCACCUCCACCCCCAGCACCACCAGCACCAGUGCCUCCUCCCCACCCCCCCCACCCCCCAGCGCAGAACCAAAUCGCUCAGCGGGGCCUCGUCCUCCGUCCUCUCCUCCCACCUGGAGCUCAUCACCAGGGGCCCCGACGGACGCUUCGCGGCCCCCGGCGACGGCCAGUCGCUGUCCUCCGCCCUCGACGACGAGAAGAAGGGCCCCGGGCGGGGGGGCCGGCGCUCGUCCCGCUCCUCCGCCUUCCAGCGCUCGGCGUCCCUGCCUUCCCGGCGGGGCGGCGAGGCGGGGCGGCGGGCCCCGUGCGUCCUCUCCGUGGAGCUCCCUCCGGCGCCGCGCCGCGCCCCGGGCCCCGACGGCGGGCGCGGCGUGCGCUCCACGACGGAGCAGCACCUGCUGGCCCUGCCGGGGCACAGCCUGUGGGACGGCGCGGACGGCGGCUCCGACUGGAGGGGCUCCCUCCGCAGCUCGGCCCGCAGCUCGGCCCGCAGCUCGGUCACGGCGGCGAGCGGGGCGGAGCCCGGCGCCCCCCCGUACCCGGGGGGGGUCGGGCCGGCGGGCGCGCCCCGCACCACGGCCAGCAGCCUGGUGCUGCAGAUGGAGCACGAGAGGGAGCGGGGGAACCUGAGCCGCUGCCUGCAGCUGGCCCACGAGAGGGAGGCGCUGCAGUGGGAGCUACGCAAGUACACGCUGGAGAGGGGGAGCGGCGCCGACGACGGCGGCGGCGGCGUGGACGGAGUCGUCGAGGGGCGGGUCUUGCAGGAGAGGUACGUCGGCGGCUGUGGCGGCGGCGGCGGCGACUACUUGCCCCGCCACCACCGGGACAGCAGGGCGAGCUGGGAUCUCGUGUCGCCGUGCUACUCCAAUUGGGGGGCUCCCACUCCUCCCCCUCUCCCCCCCCGGCUCAGCCCCAUGUCGGCCUCGUCCCCGGGGCUGUACCCCAUCCAAAGGGCCCCGCGCGGGAGCUCCUUCCGGGGCUCCCACGCCCAGUUCCCCCUCGUCUCGCCUGCGAAGCAUCGGGACGCGGCGGCGGAGCGCCGGCCCACCGACAGACUCACCCUCCCGCACCUGUCGGCAGAGCGCCAGUGGCCCCCCGCAGGCGAGACAGGACUGGAGCGCCAUAGCUCUCUCCGGGUCCCGCGCGGCACGAGGCAACGCAACCACGCGUCCGCCGAGGAGAAGAGGAGGAGGAACCUGUCCACGCCCUCGCCCGCCCGGGACGGUCAAUACGCGGAACACUUCGACGCCACCGCCGCCGUCGGCAGCCUGCCACGACAUCCCAAAGCCCGCCCGGCCGCUCCCAAGCCGCCCCCGACGCGCGUGGAUGACACGUGCGUGGAGAUGAGCGUGGACGGGCCCGACCUGGAGGCGACGCCGGCCGGGCGGAGGAGCCGGGUCGAGCGCUCCGACGCGUCUUCGUCGCUCCGCCGGCCGCACAAGGGCGAGCGCGGCAGAGGCCCCGGGGGCACGACGCUCUUACCCGGGCACAGCUCUGGAAUGGCCCCCGGGGCCCCGGCCCCACGGCCCCACGGCCGUCACCUGUGGAAGACCACGAGCCUGGGGGCCCCGGACGCGUACGACUACCCCCAGCGCAGCCUCAGCCUGGACCACCGCAGACGCCAGCGGGCCGGGUUCCUGACCCCGGACGACUGGGUGGACUCGCUCAGCCAGGAGAACUGCUCCACGCCGCGGGGCCCCCCAGCCCCGCAGACCCCCAGAGCCGACGCUCACGGCCCCCUGGGUCCCCACUGGCCGCCCGGCCAGCCGCCGGAGACCCCUUCCUCGCACGAGCGCUCCUCCUCCUCCUCCUCCGUCUUCUCCGCCCAGACCCCCAGCGGGGAGGCCCCCUCGCUGAGGAGGGGCCCGCUGGCACGCAGCCCGGAACCCGCGCCGCCGGCCCAGCGGGACGAGCCCAAGAGAGAGUGGAGCAUCCUGUCCAUGGACGCGCUCCGAUGGCCCGCCAGCAGUGAGUCCUGGGGGUCGGGGCCCCGGCCGGGGGCCUUGAAGGAACCCUCCGGAGGCUCACGGACCCUGAGCCGAGCCAGGGGCCCCGCAGACAGAGGAGAGGACCCCGGCUUCCCCAGACCUCUGCACAGGGGACUCAGCUGGCCCACGACGGACCGGGCCCCACCGCCUCUCUCCAACGGUGACGGGGCCAAACGAGACGAUGAGAAGGCCGACGGGCAGGCGGGGGGGGCCCCCGGCAGCGAGGUGGACGAUGUGAGGGGCUACGUGGUGGUCCAGGGGUCGGCGACCCGGGGCAGCUUCAGCAGCUACGCCAGCAGCGGGCGGGGGAGCAUGGAGACGGGGAACGGACGGAUGUCGGUGUGCCUGUCGCCGACCCUCUCCAAGGCCCCCGACGAGGUGGAGGAGUACGCUGAGGACCUCGGCCCCGGCCUGGACGAGGCCCGGAGAAGUAGAAAAGCCUCGGUUGACGAGAGCUACGAGUGGGAUGAAGACACAUCGCAGCCCGAAACACGACAGUUUCAAGACCCGGGUGUGUCCGAGGAGGUGCUGAAAGCCGUGUCCCUGUCCCGCUGUAGCCUUGUGAGCGUGCAGGCGUGCUCCCUGGCAGACUGCGGUCAGGCUGCCUUGCUCCGGGGUUGCGGCACCAGCAGACGCUCCCCUCAGGUAGAGAUGGAGACGGUGCUGUUCUGACUGCGAGCGCAGCCCCCAAUCUCCCUCUCUAUGACUCCGUGACUGUAUGAGUACACCACACCUUUACCCACCGGCUUAGAUGUGCACACCCAAGGGGACGUUAGAUGAUGAUGAUGUUGAUGAUGAGAUGAAUGUAUAUAUACUAUUAAGGGAGAUGAUGACUUUGAUUUGGAUGUUUGUAACCACCGUGGACCAAAAUACUGUAUAUGUUACUUUUUAUUAAGUGUAGAAGCCAUAAAUCAUUGAGGAGUCUUGGAUUUAGGAGGAAUGAUUGUUAUAUUGUGUUGGGCUGAUUUUGUUUUGCUGAUUUUGCAUUCCUUAACUACGGUGGACCAUCUAUAUAUAUAUAUAUAUAUAUAUAUAUAUAUAUAUAUAUAUACACAAGACAUUCAAACAAUAAUAUGGUAAUUUCAGAGGCUUGCUAUUAAUUUAUAAGUUUCAUGUUCAAGUUCAUGUUUUUCUUUGGUGGAGAUUCUUAUCAAUAGAACAGCAGGACUGUUUCAUUAAUGGACAGAACGUCCAAUAAUGGGCCCUCGAUCCAUUAGUGAUGAAAAAAAAAGACAAUAUUCCCAGAGUCUGGUUCUUUAGGCAUCGCAGACACGGCUCCAUACUUAAUGGAGUUCUGUCUUAUAAAACAUUUUGUGUUUCAAAAUACUGAUGUAUGGAAAACAAGAGAACAAAGAGCAAAGCAGCUAAAAUGUUCUCUUUGCUUAACACUGGCGAUAGAGCUUUUUUACAGUGGGAGGCAAGUGUACGGAAAAAUAAAACGUUUAAAACGUUUUUUUGGAGGUGGAAACAUAAAGCAAACAUUCUCUGCGAUAGUUGUCCCAGACUUCCUCUGUGGAUUUGGUGCGUGGUGCGUACCGUGCUGUUUGGUGUGUACUUCUGUGGUGAUGUGCAAUCAGGAGACUCAAUGACAGGAAAACGUCCUUUCCUGAGGAACAAGCUACUGUCGUCUGUCAGCCGGAAAAUGAAGCGUGAUUAUCAUCCAUAUUACCAUAAAAACAUUAUUGUUGUUGUCAGCUGAGAAUUAAUUGAUUGAAAAAGGCCAUUUGCAUAGCCAGCGGUUCAGAACAGAGAUGAUAUGUCACUCUGAGCAUUAUGUGUAUAAAUCCUUGAGGUUUAUUAAUAAGCAGAAUCUCUACAUAGAAUGACCAACAUGACGUAUAUAAUGACAAAUAUUAGGUGUGAUAAAUAUGUUCAGGAAGUGAGUGUGAUUCCAGCUCGGAGCAAUGGCACGUCCAAUCAUGAAACUUACACACAAGAUUUGAGAGGAGACAAUGGAUUGAGUCAAGGUGAGAAAGGCUGUUAUUUUUUUCACAAGUUUUCCUAUUCCUAUAAUUUCAAACGUAUUCACAGUUGAUUGCAAGUAGUGAUAGUGUGAUUAUCUUUUGUCCUUGACAAAUCCCUUAAUCAAUACAGAGCACUGGUUUCCAUGGCAACGUGAGAAACCAGCUCACGACAUUUGACUUUGGAAACUAAUGUCUGUGAAUCUAAGGAGUGAAAAUUGAUAUAUAAUACAUUGAGGUUUGAAGACCUUGUAUAUGACACUAUAUAAAAAAAAACAUCUGUACUUUUUUAUACAAUAAAUAAUAUUUAUGAAAUAUAUAUAAAACAUCUAGAGAUUGUAUUUUGCUUGCUUACUAUACAGGACUGUGAUGAAUGUUAAAAAUAAAUGUUGGAAACAUGGAAACAUAACUCUUAAACUCUUUUGUCUUAGGACAAUAGGGCUCUAUUACUUUUCAGCUUUACAAAAUAUAGUAUAUAUGAGAUUCGGCAUUCAUAUUCUUGAGUUAACAUUCAGGUGGAAGUGAGCACCACUCCUGGUGCUAAAAAUGUUUCCGCCGGGAUAAGAUGUAGUUUACUAAUCCUAGAAUGGAAAUUGUGUUUACUUUUUCUAAAUAUAAUUUGAUGUCUUCUUGUGUAAACAGUUAAAAUAAAUAUCCAGGAUCCAAGCCAGGAUCAAAAUGGACGCCAUCAAAAUUGAGUCCCUCUGGUAACUUUCCAUGAUAUUUGGAGGAAAGUGUAUUCAUAUCUUUCAUUACAAACCAUCUGGGAGACUGAUAAGCUGUGUUGAAAAACUGUUUCUCAGACUAUUUUCAAUAGCUUUCAAAAUCCCAGCAAGUAACUGUCCCCAGUUAAGGGAUGAUAAAUUGAACAAUAGUCUAAUUUUACACAGAUGUUUGGUAAACGGUGAAAUGAAGGACACUUAUUGCAUAUAAUUUUCUGUUUUUAUAUCAUGUUUAUUUUAAUAUUUUUAUUUGUUGAUUUAUAUGGCUGUUUUUUCUAAAUUGUUGCUUCCCUUUUUCCUGUAAAUUAAAUAUUUCCCCUGUCUAAAUGUUCUUUCAAGCGCAAGUCCCAAUUUGUAGGCUAUCUGUUUAUUGACAGUUUACCAAAAAAUAAAUGCAAAGUUCUAACCGAAAAAUA
Gadus macrocephalus (Pacific cod) is the source of this 7660-nucleotide messenger RNA. RefSeq lists its product as uncharacterized. NCBI's taxonomy places the organism in Eukaryota, Metazoa, Chordata, Actinopteri, Gadiformes, Gadidae. Gene Ontology annotation, molecular function: protein binding. The record is from RefSeq and is a predicted model, not a curated record. Gene Ontology annotation, biological process: cell-cell adhesion. Bases 143 to 5233 code for a protein of 1696 amino acids. The transcript has 19 exons.